UAAGCGCUUGCUUUCCUUUCCGCAUUCCACACUAUUCCACAGCGCGCAACGAUUCCUUAUUCAUUUAUCAAGAUCUGCACACAGCAUCUGAGUCGAGUCUAGUAGCGCCCGCCUCAUGGCUGUAACGUAUUUGUGUACGAUUGCCGACAUUCUUCACCUUCUCCCCUCAAGCUGGACAGCUUGCUUGGUACAUACUUCUUCCAAAGAAGAUCAGUUUACCUCAGACUAGUCCUUAUAAACUAGCUUUGAUAACCCACUCAUUUAUUGUGUCCCCAUCCCCCCACUGAUUUUGGACUCGUCAUGUUCCUUCUCCUCGCCCUUUUCACGACGGUUUGGAGCACUUCACUGUGGUGGCAUGUCAGAUGUGAAGAUCCGAGUCUCAACGUUCCUGCUUGUAGCUCGCAGUUUGAUUACCAAUGGUCGGUCAACUCCAAAGGGCAGAGUCCUUGCCAAGUCUCAGGCUAUCUGGGUUCUGUAUGUUUUGGUGGUGCAUUCAGCAUACCGGCCGUCACACCCGGAGAAUAUUACUCUCUUGGCUCAGAGUUGCAGAAUAAUUGUACCUGCUCGACUGUAUAUUAUAGUGCCCUGAGUGCCUGCGCGAGCUGUCAAGGAGUGAGCUAUACAACAUGGGCGGAUUUUUCAACAAAUUGCUCGACGGUCUUCCUCAGCGUAUAUCCAGAAACAAUUCCAUCUGGUACGGCUGUCCCACAUUGGGCAUACCAGGCCAUAACCGGCUCCGCUACAUUUAACACCACCCUUGCUCAAGAAGCAGGAGAUCUUCCCGAAUCAUCAACGGCUGCGACUUCUACCAGUUUAACCUCACCUUCAACAGCAAUAAUUUCCAGUACUCCCAUAGCCACACCAAGCACCGCUUCAUCCGACGACGCGCACAAGAUCAAUGCUGGCGCGAUCGCUGGCGGCGUAGUCGGAGGACUGGCCUUCAUUUGCAUUGUAAUCCUUGCAUUUAUAUUCGGACAUCCAUGCCGCCGACGAAAGCCAGACGGAUCUCGACCAGUGUCUCCCUUAGACGUUGAUAAUGAUAUGUCUUUGGCCAUGCCUACACCAUUUAUGCUUCAUCACACUAAUACACCUUUGAAGCCAUACAACCCAUCUGAUCCGGAGACUUAUUUCUCGGAAAAUGCACGACCUGAUUCACGAAAUAUACGCGAGCAUUAUCUGUCAUGGUCUGGCACAUCUGCGAGGUACUCUGGAAUGGCAGAAAUAUAAUGACCGGUCACGGUGUGUAGGAUAGCCUGUUCAUUCCCAUACCUGUCAGUGUCUAUGAGGGUGAGCUAGGAGGUCUAGGUGUCGGGAAUGUAGAACAUCACGAUCAAUUGCUUUGCGCUUCCAAAAGACUUCAAACGUCCUUGUAUAGUAUAUGGUGCCUCACGAUCAUUAUACUUAGACGCAAGUCGAUCCAAGUUCAGAGCAAGUCGAGUUGGACCGUGGCCUGUUGCUCAUUUCUCGAAUUCAAAUUGGUACAUCUUAGAAUUAUUUCUUGUUCGCUAUAGUAUUAAAUUACUACGACUCUACGAGAUUACAUUGAAUAUAUAUUUGCAGGUACACGAACAUAUCUGAACAGAUCUGAACCUAUUGGU
Lentinula edodes (shiitake mushroom) is the source of this 1598-nucleotide messenger RNA. RefSeq lists its product as uncharacterized. The record is from RefSeq and is a predicted model, not a curated record. Lineage: Eukaryota; Fungi; Basidiomycota; Agaricomycetes; Agaricales; Omphalotaceae. Bases 301 to 1227 code for a protein of 308 amino acids. The transcript is spliced from 8 exons.